Molecule: messenger RNA, 453 nt
Organism: Trichoderma reesei QM6a
Lineage: Eukaryota; Fungi; Ascomycota; Sordariomycetes; Hypocreales; Hypocreaceae
Exons: 2
Coding region: 1-453 (150 amino acids)
Source: RefSeq, a predicted model, not a curated record
AUGGCCGACGAAACCCCCAAGCAGAGACCCCAGCCCACGGCUUCCGAGGCAAUGUUCUUCUUCGCCAUCGUCAAGCACACCAAGAACAGGGCGGACAUUGACUGGCACGCCGUUGCCGAAGAGCAGGGCUUCAAGAAUGCCGAAGUCGCAAAGGUUCGCUUUGGACAAGUCAGGCGCAAGCUCGGCAUCGAAUCAAACACCACCCCCAAGAAGGGAGGAGGCAACACCUCCUCUGCCGCCUCGACUCCGAGCAAGGUCCGCAAGACGCCGACGGGCCGCACCGGAACCAAGGGCAAGGGCCGCAGUGGUGGUAAAGCCAAGAAGGAGGUCAAGCCCGAGCCUGACGUCGAUGAUGAUGACGAUGGCACCGUUGACGGGGAGGAAUCGUCGCCCAUCAAGGACGAAGAUGUCAUCCGCUUCAAGACGGAGCAUGAGGAUCCUUUCAGCCUUUGA